Molecule: messenger RNA, 1396 nt
Organism: Nematolebias whitei (Rio pearlfish)
Lineage: Eukaryota; Metazoa; Chordata; Actinopteri; Cyprinodontiformes; Rivulidae
Gene: trarg1a
Product: trafficking regulator of GLUT4 (SLC2A4) 1a
Exons: 3
Coding region: 475-1023 (182 amino acids)
Cellular component (GO): membrane
Source: RefSeq, a predicted model, not a curated record
GAGAGGCUCUGCGGUGAAGACAGCAGAGGACAGUGAACCACUGGGGGUGUCUGCUGUGAGACAAACGCGUCUCCUUCGUCUCUUUUUCUUUUCAAAGGGAAGAAAAAAAUCUUUGAGUGACUUUUUGGACAAACGAUUGGAUGGAAGCAGGAGCUGAGUGAAUUUAUCUCAUUUAGUCUCAUCUGAGCCGCCUUGGAAAUUACUCCAAGAAAGGACAUUAAGGAAGCAGCAGAGACUCAGGAGGAUGAGUGAUAACAUCUGGGACAAUCGUUGUGCUCUCAUCUGAUUCAUUUAUUUACUAUUAAUAUUCCACCACAGGACAAAAAGACAGACUCUCCCAUUAAAGUUAGAUUAAUUGUAAAACCUUGUGUUUAUCUGUAUUAUGGCACAUCGACACCAUCUACCCUACAAUCAGAUUUAAAUUAGUUUUUACAAAUAACUUGUUCUACUUCUUGACAUAACAGAGAGUCAAAAAUGGCCAUCAACACGGACACCGACUUCCUGAAGUCCAACCUGAGUGGUGAGGGUGGAGGAGGUCCUCAGCCCGCAGACUUCCAGGAGACAGAGAAGCUCCUGGCGGUGACCACCGAGCCUGGGGGAAAUGGUGUGAGGAUGUCCACCUCCUUCACCGUGGCCCCCGGCAGCGACAAGGCCCUGGAGGCCGAUCAGAACGGCCACGGCGUGGCCCUGAGGUCGGGCUCUGUGGGGCAGCUGGCCGCCUCUGCUCCGCUCUCCCCAUCCAAGGCCAGCCUGAGCCGCUCCUCCACCGGGAACGCCGCCAUCCAGGAGACUCCUAAGCCCCAAGACUACCUGAUCCUGGUCAUCUUGUCCUGCUUCUGCCCCGUUUGGCCCAUCAGCAUCGUGGCCCUGGUGUACUCCGUCAUGUCCAGACACAGUCUUCAGAACGGGGACGUGGACGGGGCCCGAAGGCUGGGCCGACUGGCUCGUCUGCUGAGCGUCGUCUCCAUCGUCCUGGGGCUGCUCAUCAUCAUCAUCUACACCUCAGUCCACUUCUCAACAUGACCUGGAGAACCGGCGAGGGGGGAACGUGCAACGAUAAAGCCAAACCACAGAUACAACAAAGAAAAAGACUAUUCAAUGGAAAAUAAAGUAGAGUUCUCAACUUUAUGCCAUGAUGCAACUACAUCCUGACCAAAUAGCAAAAAUAAAGCAGCCAAGUCAUAAAGGAUGGUCUCGCAACAAGCAAAAUAAUUAUUAUUUACACGUAUAUCAUUGAAAGAUGCAUGCACUAGAAUCCAGAAACAUUUGCCUGAUGAAAUACCCAAAUGUAAAUUGUUAAACCAGAAGACAGACUGAAUGCAAAUUUGCACGAGGAGCUUUAAAAUGUUUGUUUUUCUUUUGGAACAUGGACUUCUAGAAAAGAAGAAAAUUAUUU